AUGCCAUCCCACUUCGAUACUCUUCAAUUGCACGCUGGUCAGGAGAACCCUGACGACAACAACCACAGACCUAGAGCUGUGCCAAUCUACUCCACCACUUCCUUUGUGUUCAACGACUCGCAGCACGGUGCGCAGUUGUUUGGCCUAGAAGUGCCAGGCUACAUCUACUCCCGUUUCCAGAACCCUACUAACAACGUCCUGGAGGAGAGAAUCGCUGCGCUGGAAGGCGGUGCCGCUGCGCUGGCUGUAUCCUCGGGCCAGGCUGCUCAGACUUUGGCCGUCGCUGGUCUAGCGCACAACGGUGACAACAUCGUGUCCACCUCUUUCCUAUACGGUGGUACUUACAACCAAUUCAAAGUCGCUUUCAAGAGACUGGGCAUCGAGGCAAGAUUUGUCGAAGGUGACAAGCCAGAGGACUUCGAGAAGUUGUUCGACGAAAGGACGAAAGCUGUCUACUUGGAGUCCAUCGGUAACCCAAAGUACAACGUCCCAGACUUCGAGAACAUCGUCGCCGUCGCCCACAAGCACGGCAUCCCAGUCGUGGUCGACAACACCUUCGGUGCUGGUGGUUUCUUCUGCCAACCUAUCAAGUACGGUGCCGAUAUAGUCACACACUCCGCUACAAAGUGGAUCGGUGGCCACGGUACUACCAUCGGUGGUAUCAUCGUCGACUCCGGUAAGUUCCCAUGGAAGGACUACCCAGAAAAGUUCCCUCAAUUCUCGAAACCUGCCGAGGGUUACCACGGUACCGUCUACAACGAGACAUACGGUAACUUGGCAUAUAUCGUCCAUGUCAGAACUGAACUGCUAAGAGACUUGGGUCCAGGUAUGAGUCCUUUCGCUGCCUUCCUGCUGCUACAAGGUGUCGAAACUUUGUCCUUGAGAGGUGAAAGACACGGCCAGAACGCUUUGGCCUUGGCUAAAUGGCUAGAAAAGAACCCACAUGUCGCUUGGGUUUCCUACCCUGGUCUUCCAUCCCACUCACACCACGAAAACGCUAAGAAGUAUCUAUCUAAUGGUUUCGGUGGUGUGCUAUCCUUUGGUGUUAAGGACCUACCUAAUGCUGACAAGGAGACCGACCCAUUCAAGCUAGCUGGUGCUCAAGUUGUUGACAACUUGAAGAUUGCUUCUAACUUGGCCAACGUCGGUGACUCAAAGACUCUAGUCAUUGCUCCGUACUUCACCACUCACCAACAACUUUCUGACCCAGAAAAGUUGGCUUCCGGUGUCACUAAGGAUUUGAUCCGUGUCUCCGUCGGUACCGAAUUCAUCGAUGAUAUCAUUGCUGAUUUCGAACAAUCCUUUGCCAAGGUCUACGGUUCCAACUAA
Nakaseomyces glabratus is the source of this 1329-nucleotide messenger RNA. RefSeq names its product bifunctional cysteine synthase/O-acetylhomoserine aminocarboxypropyltransferase MET17 (gene MET17). Gene Ontology annotation, biological process: transsulfuration. Lineage: Eukaryota; Fungi; Ascomycota; Saccharomycetes; Saccharomycetales; Saccharomycetaceae. The record is from RefSeq and is a predicted model, not a curated record. Gene Ontology annotation, molecular function: pyridoxal phosphate binding; transferase activity, transferring alkyl or aryl (other than methyl) groups.